AGCACAGCGUAUGCGCACACAGUCUGCUUGAAAUGCUAAAUUCAUCCAUUCCUGCGUGAACAUAAUUUUUGUUACUUUUUAAAACAUUCCUGUGAGUUUAAAAAUAAGUAUAUAGUUUUAAUUUCUUUACCUCCAUUUUUAUUGUAUUGUCAAUAUGCUCUGUCUCGCUUCUCACCUUUUUUCAUGAAGAAUUCAUAUUUCUAAUCAAUAUUUAACUCCAAGCACACCGCCGGUACUUGGGGGGAAAUGACGCGUGGCGCUUAACUUCGCGUAUUUUUGAAAACGCCCUGAAAAUGACUAAAAACAUCCCCUCAGAAAAAUCAACGAUCCUCACAUGUUACACUCUAAAUAUGUGCAUGAAAUUUCCAUAUAAGGAUAUCGUGACCUUUCCGAUCAUGACCCUGUAUUCUGCUUCCGUGGAAACCAAUUUAUGGUCACACCGCAGGCGAUUUUACCGUGUGGCUUGGAUUCUUCAUAUCUCCGGUAUUCAAGUGUAUUUCCGAAGAGUGAAGUACUUGUUGUAAAGGUUAGGAGUUACAUUUUUUAGGGAUGAUAUUAUUUUGUCCUGAAAAUGAGUGUAACUAGCAAGGAAAUGGCUUUGAAUUGAGCAAACCAAAUUUUGGUUCACGAUUUCGAGGUACUACGCGCUUGACUUCAAUCAUGGCAUCCGCUGACUUCAGCGCAGAACAUACACGAAUACUCCAACUCACCGGAUGGACUGCCGAUGAAAUUCACUCUCUUGUACACGAACGGAAAUGUCCUGAUCACUGGUGGGAGGACCCAAGGCCUACUUUUGGCUUAAUGGAAAUCAUCAGAAAAUGUGUUGAUGACACUGAGAGCUUGAGCUUCCGGAAAGACUUUGUUAAUAUUUUGAAGAGCAUGGGCAUCAAAGAACCUAACUGCACAUUACCUGGAAUCCUGUCCAAAGUGAAACGCAGUGCUUUAAAAGCAAUCAGUGCUGAUAACUUAGAAUCCCUAUGUGAAGAAUAUACAGACUUGUCUGGGUCUAAUCGUGUUAUUGGUUCAGCAUGUCAGCAAUUGGGAAUUACUCCUGGUUUGUUGAAAGAAGGAUGCAGUAAUUUACAAGGAGAUAUCUCAAAUGGAAUCAUUGUAGAGCUAUUUCAUUAUCGUAGAAAUAAAUUUCGUUUUUACUCAAUGUAAUUGCAUUUAUUGCAUGAAUCCACCAAUUACAAUUAUGUUCAGGGAAUAACACUAAUGUACAAAUUAUUUUUACUCAGUACAUGUUUAUAGCUGCUCUUUUUGUAGUAAAUCAAGAUUACUUCAUCUUUUGCAAUACAUAAAAACAUUGAAUUGUAAUAUUUCCUGCCAUAUUGAGACACUAGUUUGUGGUACAUAUAAUAUGAAUGUCUUUCAAAAUUUUGUACCAGUCCACCAAUUAAUUUUUUACUCUUACACUUUAUACAAACCUGCAAUCAAAAAUCUACCAGGCAGAUUUUGGAAAAUUCUAAUGAAACAGCAUCUGUUAUAUUAUUGUUGUGCUAAAAAAAAAACUCAAGUUCAAUGAAUGAGGUAGAAUAUCUUAUGCAGACUGUCCAAUGGCUUUUACUAUGCCUUGAAUGCCCUCUUAUCCCUUCUCAUCAGGUUGUCCGCUCAUUUGUGUCUGGCUGCAGUUUCCCCUUUCUCGAUUUGAUUCCCUUGGCUGUUGCUCAUUGUCCUUGUCAUGACCUACUUGAAAUGGGAUGAAGAUUACAGUUAUUUUUUGUUAAAUUGUUUGAAGUCAGAAUUCAUAGAAAUGUAUUAAACAUCAAUGUUAUUAAAAAUUCAAUUUAUUAUGCUAAAAUUGGGAAUAUAUUAAAAUAUCUAAUGAAACAGCA
Lytechinus pictus (painted urchin) is the source of this 1835-nucleotide messenger RNA. RefSeq lists its product as uncharacterized. The coding region runs from base 661 to 1161 and encodes 166 amino acids. The record is from RefSeq and is a predicted model, not a curated record. The transcript is spliced from 2 exons. NCBI's taxonomy places the organism in Eukaryota, Metazoa, Echinodermata, Echinoidea, Temnopleuroida, Toxopneustidae.